CAUUGUAAGAUUUCGCGAAGGCACGCACCCAAAACUAAGAAUGGAGACCUCAGCCCAUGUGAAACGACCCAUGAAUUGCUUCAUGGUGUGGAGUCGAGAGAAGCGCUACCACAUCCUAAAGGAACACCCUGGAAUUAACAACGCUGAAGUGAGCAAAGCGCUUGGUGCAGCAUGGCGUAAACUGUCUGAAGAAGAUAAAGAACCGUACGUGGAAGAAGCGCGGAGACUGACAGAGCAGCAUAAGAUGGACAACCCUGGAUACAAAUACCAACCAAAGAGACGCAAGCCUAAAAGAAAGCGAAAAACAGAUAAGAAAAUUGUUCCAUCUACGACAUCCUUAAAACAAAUUGACACUCGCAAAUCGUCUAGCGAAAAGAUUCACUUCCCCUUCAAAAUGUGGUCUGAAUCCCACACAUCACUUCUUGAUGAUGUAAGUGGAAGGCCUUCUGUGCUCUUUCCUCCACACCUCAGUGUGUCCUGCUUGCCUCCAACGUUUCAAAAAGGAACCACUCAUGAAUGGUGCUUAUGUCAUAAUCUCUUUCCUGCACCUCACUGCUACCUACCUUGGGCUGGAGGCAUGAGUGAGCAUUUCUAUAAUGUCGAGAGCACUUCCUGCUUUAGAAUAUUUAACUUGCAGGGAAAGCCUCUGAUACGCCACAGAGCGGAUUCUAUUUUCAAUCCAUACAAGAUGUGAUUUUAUAGACUAAAAUGAAUUAUUUGUGUGCUUUUGUUUGCACGAUGGAGUUACGAUUAUCGUCAUGACGUUCAACUUUGCGUGGAAAAGGACUUUGUUUCGAAAAUUUGUUUUCUAACUUCAUCUCAGCACGUAAAUCAAGCACCACGUUUUGUAAUUUAAGGUUACGAGGCUAUUCGUUAAGUAUAAAGUUAAUUUGUCACUUAAUUUAUCUUUCGAGCAUUCUAGAUAGUGGUUGAUUUGAUUGUUCACCGCUCAAGUAAACGCAACCACUGACACUUAAGACGUUUUCAUACAAAUACGCUAAUAGUUGAAUGUACCCACGCCGUAAACAGGAACAUUUUGCAUGACGUUUACCGCAAUGUUUAUCAACUAGAUAUUUAUGAUAUAACUAGUCGUUUCAGGCUUUCUAAUUAUUCUUGAAAUGGUUUCCCCGUGGAGAAGGGCGGGUCCUUGCAUACAUUGUCUUUCUUGAGUAUAUUCAAACCUAGAAAACUAAUUUAUACCAAGUAAAGAGCCUUUGUUAUAAACACAAAUCAUUCAUUAUGUUCUUGGAAGUUCGCCGUUUAAUUCCAUGGUGGCUUUGCGACGGAACGCAAAGUGAAUUGCUUUUA
This is a messenger RNA of Pocillopora verrucosa, 1308 nucleotides long. Its product is annotated as transcription factor SOX-14. The record is from RefSeq and is a predicted model, not a curated record. NCBI's taxonomy places the organism in Eukaryota, Metazoa, Cnidaria, Anthozoa, Scleractinia, Pocilloporidae.